GAAGACGGACAGACUCAGUUAAAGUAGUACAGACACAGUGGCGUUUAACGGCUCCGGGCGCGUCACCGCUCAAACAAACGGGAAUAACUUGGCUUUGGCGCGGAGCGCGAGAGGAGCGCGGCGGCGUUCGUGAGACUCCUGCCAUGGAUCGAAGACUUUUGACGGCUUUUCUCUUGUCCGCCGUUAGUUUAUUGAUCUCGGCAGCGGCGGUGCAAGAAUUUCAAGGUGACUGUCUCUCUGAGAGGUCUUACAGCGAGUGUGGUUACAGUCAAGGUAAAGACGAUGACUUGGACUGGGAGCAGAUGAACACCAGAAAGAAACCAUCAUCAGACUCAUGGGUACCAACAGACUCAGCGUUCAUGAUGGUGAACACAUCCGGGAGGUUUUCUGGACAGAAGUCUCAACUCUACGUCCCACAGUUUAAAGAGAACGACACUCACUGUGUCAUAUUUCAGUAUUACGGAGCGAGUCGAGAGGGUUCCAGUCCGGGACAGCUCCUCAUCUAUGUGAAAGAGAACAACAGUCCGCUGGGUCUGCCCGUGUGGAACACAUCCGGACCGGCUCUACAGAAAUGGCAGAAGGUUGAACUGGCCAUCAGCACUUUCUGGCCAAAUUUCUAUCAGCUGGUGUUUGAAGUGGUGACAUCAGGAGAUCGUGGUUUGUUGGCCAUCAAAGGAAUCUCACGUCAGGGUCAUCAGUGCAUGAACACGCCUCAUUUCCUGCACAUUAAGGGCGUGGAGGUGAACGCCCGACAGACGGCUGUGUUUCAGUGCACCAUUAAUGGACAACCACCAGAUCAUAUCAACUACAAACUCUGGUUACAGGGUAUCGGAGGACGUGAAGCUCAAAUGAAAGACACUAAACCUGUGAACUCCAGACGUUAUACAGGCACGUUUGAUAUAGUCAACACUACCAAGGGUGACUCGGGUCGGUACCGCUGUAUCGUGCGCUCUGAUCAUGGACUGGGUGUGUCCAGUUACGGCACGCUGGUGGUCAAACAGCCUCCGGUGCCCAUUGCUCCUCCUCAGUUGACCGCUGUGGGUGCCACCUACCUGUGGAUUCAGCUCAACGCCAACUCGAUCAACGGUGACGGUCCCAUCAUAGAGAAAGAGGUGGAGUAUCGCACGCUGUCCGGCAGUCUGAUCGACAAUCAGCCCGUAGACAAAGCCAACCAUAAGAUCGGUCACCUGGACCCCGACACAGAGUAUGAGAUCAGUGUCCUGCUCACUCGACCCAAUGAGGGUGGAACCGGAGCACCUGGACCACCGCUCAGAGCCAGAACCAAAUGUGCAGAUCCCAUGCAUGGCCCGAGACGGCUGCAGGUCAUCGAUAUCAAAUCCAAGCAGUUCACCGUUCGCUGGGAGCCGUUCGGCUACAACGUGACGCGCUGUCACAACUACAGUCUGACGGUGGAGUAUCGCUACACGCUGAACGCUAAAGAAGAAACCAGAGAGGAGAAAUGUACCGAUACUCUCAGCAUCUCUCCUCAACACACCAUCAGGAACCUGCUGCCCUUCACCAACGUCAGUAUAAAGCUCGUACUGAGAAACCCCGAGGGCGUCAAAGAAAGUGAAGAACUCAACGUUCUGACGGACGAGGACGUGCCGGGAGCCGUUCCUCUCGAGUCAAUCCAGGGCAGCACAUAUGAGGAGAAGAUCGCUCUCAGAUGGAGAGAACCCAUUCAGACGUAUGGAAUCAUCAAACAGUAUGAGAUCUUCUAUAAGGCCGUGAGCUCAUUUGACCCCGAGUUUAAUCUGGCCAAUCAGAGUGGGAAGGUGUUGAAGUUCAGCAACGAGACGUCACAUGUGUUUGUGGGAUUGUAUCCUGGUUCCACGUACUCCUUCACCAUCAGAGCCAGCACGGUCAAGGGCUACGGACCACCCGUCAUCACCCAGUUCACAACCAAGAUAUCACCACCCCGUAUGCCCGGGUACGAGCAGGAGAGUCCUCUGAAUCAGACCGACAGCACCGUGACAGUCCUGCUGAAACCGGCUCAGAGCAGAGGAGCACCCGUCAGUGUGUAUCAGGUGGUGGUUGAAGAGGAGCGUCCGCGGCGUUCACGGAGAGCUGCAGAGAUUCUGCGGUGUUAUCCAAUCCCCAUCCACUUCCAGAACGCAUCCGUGCUGAACUCUCAGUAUUACUUCACAGCAGAGUUCCCUGCCGGCCGGAUUCAAAGCCCACUGCCCUUCACCGUGGGAGACAACCGCACGUAUGACGGCUACUGGAACCUUCCGCUGCUGCCUCACAAGAGCUACAGCAUCUACUAUCAGGCGGUCAGCACGGCCAACGGGGAAACUAAAAUCGAUUGUGUUCGUGUGGCUACUAAAGCUGCAAUUAUAGUGACACAGCUGACCACCCCGUAUGUGCGCAUCGCACCCGCUGCGGGCGACAGCCAACUAACAGGUGCGGCCACCAGGAAGCCUGAUGCUGUUGAACCUGAGAAACAGACCGAUCACACGGUGAAGAUCGCUGGCGUGAUCGCUGGCAUUCUGCUCUUCGUCAUCAUCUUCCUCGGUGUGGUGCUGGUCAUGAAGAAACGCAGAAGAUCCUCUUACUCCUACACUUACUACCUGAAACUGGCAAAGAAGCGCAAGGAGACGUUGAGCAGCACCCGUCAGGAGAUGACCGUGAUGGUGAACUCGAUGGAUAAGAGUUACACUGAGCAGGGCACCAGCUGUGAUGAAGCCAUUUCAUUCAUGGACACACACAAUCUCAAUGGAAGACCUGUUUCCUCGCCGUCCUCCUUUACCUUGAAGACUAACACGCUGACCGCCUCCGUGCCAAACUCCUAUUACCCAGACCCCUUUGUGCCGACCGCAAUCUUAGUGCCCAUUAAUGAUGAGCCUCACACCAUGACCACUGAAACCAGCAGUCUGGUUCAGUCUCACACUCACUCCUACAAGAAGCGAGAGGCGGCGGACGUGCCGUAUCAGACGGGACAGCUUCAUCCGGCCAUCCGUGUGGCCGAUCUUCUUCAGCACAUCACGCAGAUGAAGUGUGCCGAGGGAUACGGCUUUAAAGAAGAGUAUGAGAGCUUCUUUGAAGGUCAGGCUGCACCCUGGGACUCGGCCAAAAAAGACGAGAACAGAAUGAAGAAUCGCUACGGCAACAUCAUCGCAUAUGAUCAUUCACGUGUCCGACUGCAGCCGGUGGAGGGAGAGCAGAGCUCAGAUUAUAUUAAUGCUAAUUAUGUGGAUGGCUAUCAUCGGCCGAAUCAUUACAUCGCUACACAAGGUCCCAUGCAGGAGACCAUCUAUGACUACUGGAGGAUGGUGUGGCAGGAGAACACAGCAACCAUCGUCAUGGUAACCAAUCUGGUGGAGGUCGGCCGGGUGAAAUGUUGUAAGUAUUGGCCUGAUGACACAGAGAUCUACAGAGACAUGAAAGUGACGCUGAUAGAAACACAACUGCUGUCUGAAUACGUCAUCAGAACCUUCGCUGUGGAAAAGCGAGGAGCUCAUGAGAUCAGAGAGAUCAGACAGUUUCAUUUCACCGGCUGGCCCGAUCAUGGUGUGCCGUAUCAUGCUACAGGACUUCUGGGAUUCGUGCGAAGAGUCAAAUCCAAGAAUCCAGCCAACGCCGGCCCCAUGGUGGUCCACUGCAGCGCUGGAGCGGGGCGUACCGGCUGCUUCAUCGUCAUUGAUAUCAUGCUGGACAUGGCGGAGCGUGAAGGUGUGGUGGACAUCUACAACUGUGUGAGAGAACUGAGAUCACGUCGAGUAAACAUGGUUCAGACUGAGGAGCAGUAUGUGUUCAUACAUGACGCCAUCUUGGAGGCGUGUCUUUGUGGAGACACCACAAUUCCAGCCAAUCAGCUUCGGUCAAUCUAUUAUGACAUGAACCGCUUGGAUCCCCAAACCAACUCCAGUCAAAUCAAAGAGGAGUUCAGAACGUUGAAUAUGGUGACACCCACAUUACGAGUGGAGGACAGUAGCAUCGCUCUGUUGCCGCGUAACCACGAGAAGAACCGCUGCAUGGACGUCCUGCCUCCGGACCGCUGUCUUCCCUUCCUCAUCACCAUCGAUGGAGAGAGCAGUAAUUACAUCAACGCUGCGCUCAUGGACAGCUACAAGCAGCCGUCUGCAUUCAUCGUGACCCAACAUCCACUGCCCAACACCGUCAAAGACUUCUGGAGACUGGUGCUGGAUUACCACUGCACGUCCAUAGUCAUGCUGAACGACGUGGAUCCUGCUCAGCUGUGUCCUCAGUACUGGCCUGAGAACGGAGUUCAUCGUCACGGCCCCAUUCAGGUGGAGUUUGUGUCCGCUGAUCUGGAGGAGGAUAUCAUCAGCAGAAUAUUCCGCAUCUACAACGCUGCACGGCCUCAGGACGGGUAUCGGAUGGUACAGCAGUUCCAGUUUUUGGGUUGGCCUAUGUACCGCGACACACCCGUCUCCAAACGCUCAUUCCUUAAACUCAUCAGACAGGUGGAUAAAUGGCAGGAGGAGUAUGAUGGUGGAGAGGGACGUACCGUAGUACACUGCCUUAACGGAGGCGGACGCAGCGGGGCCUUCUGUGCCAUCAGCAUCGUGUGUGAGAUGUUGAGACAGCAGCAUUCAGUCGACGUGUUUCAUGCUGUAAAGACUCUGAGAAACAACAAACCCAACAUGGUGGACCUACUGGAUCAAUACAAGUUUUGUUAUGAAGUUGCGCUGGAAUACUUGAAUUCUGGGUAAAUUGAGCAGAAGCUGCCCCCCUCAAUUCCUUUCCAUAGCCCCCCAAACACUACAACUCAAGAAUGUUUCAGACUGGACGUUUUCCAACAGUUUGGAUUCUGUAUUUCUGGGAUGUGACAAAUGAACUCUGACGUCACCCGCACUCGACUCUUCCCCUGCAGCGAGAGACUGAUGUCUUUUAUCUUUACCGGCUUUUUAUACUCAUCGGAUGAUGUCUGUCACUUCAUUUCUGUGUGGAAUGCAACGUCACGUGGAUGUUUAUUUUCUGUUUAUGUUUAUUAUCACGUUUAUUUUGCUUUUGUACGUCUGUUUAUGAAUUGUUGGCAUGUACAGUUUAAUCCCGUUGUGGCAUUACCAGUGCAGAUAUUAAAGCUUUCGUUGUGUUUGUGUCGAGUAAUGGAGAAACUGCUGAAAUGAUACACACGCUAAAACGUCCCGUCAAAAGAUCCAAAGCUUGUAUUUGUGAUCAUUUUGUUUAUAUUGUAAAUAGUUGAAGCUCACCAGAUAAUUUAUUCAUUGAUGGUUUUGUGAAGCACACUGAGUGACAAUCAUGUUUUAAUUUGGUCAUUAUUAUCAUAAGGACUCGAAAAAAAAUAAUGACCAGAUUGUGUUGUUAACUUUUAAUUUAUCUGGUAUGAAAAAAAAACUCAAAACCUAUAAAUACAUAUCUAUAUCUGCUCACCUGCCGUUCACGUGUCCUUUGUGCCGUGUCAGUAAUGGAGAAAAACAUUUUGUGGAAGCUCAUAUUCAAUUCUCAGAUGUGCUCUGUGAUGUCUUGUCAUGAGCUGUGUUCAGAUAACCUGUGAGCACAUAUUCUUCUGUACAUGUUCAUGCUGUGUUGGGCCCGGGUUAAGAAUUCAGAGGCCCCUGGGCACAAGUGUCUUGUAGACACACAAACACACACAAUAAAGUUUUAAAUGCUAGCCUUUAGGGUACAUCAUGUAGGAAACACCUCUAUUUUAUACAUGAUUACAUUGACAAGUUACAAACUAUGAUCACAACCUGAAGGACAAUAUCACCACCUGUACACAUGAUCCUCCAUCAUUCAUGAUUACACCACAUGAUUGUGAUUUCCCUGCAUACUGUAACUCACCGUCAUAUUCAAGCACACACCUCUACCAAUUCAGUUCUGUUCACACACGAACACACCUUACAUAUACUGUAUAUAUAUAUAUAUAUAUAUAUGAAAUUUCUUGAGAUAAAUUAUAGGAAGUUCUUAAGAAUAUUCUUAAGUGCAAUUCUCAAAUAUUUUCUUGUGAACAUCUUCAUUUUUUCCAAGAAUAAACGUGCAGUCUUUAUAAAUGAUUAUA
Molecule: messenger RNA, 5986 nt
Organism: Triplophysa dalaica
Lineage: Eukaryota; Metazoa; Chordata; Actinopteri; Cypriniformes; Nemacheilidae
Gene: ptprma
Product: protein tyrosine phosphatase receptor type Ma
Exons: 35
Coding region: 144-4676 (1510 amino acids)
Biological process (GO): protein dephosphorylation
Cellular component (GO): membrane
Molecular function (GO): protein binding; protein tyrosine phosphatase activity
Source: RefSeq, a predicted model, not a curated record